CGCAUGCGUGCGCGCUUCCCUUCCCCGCCAUCUCACAGCAGGCCGCUUGCGCGACCAUGGUGCCCCUCGGGAUCCGGAGCCUCUUCGCCCUAGCGUUCACUGCGCUCGCCGCCCGCGGCAAACUCUCGGACGGCCGUGCGCACCUGAACGUGCCGCCGCGGUCGCCUCCGCCCCUCCCCCCUGGCCCGCCGCCGAAGGGGCCCGUGACGCAUGUGAACGGGACGGUGUUGGCGGAUAUCAGCACCCCGCAAUACAUCGACAUCCCGAUCGACCACAAUGAUACGUCGCUGGGGACGUUCUCGACGCGGUACUGGGUCAAUUAUGAGUAUUAUGAGCCAGGCGGACCCAUCAUCUUUAUGAACAUGGGUGAAGUCAAUGCUGAAGGCUACACACACUACAUCACGAACAAGACUAUCAAUGGCCUUAUCGCACAGCAGGAAAGCGGCCUGCUCAUCAUCAUGGAGCAUCGCUUCUACGGCCAAAGCAACCCGUACCCGAACCUGAACGAGGACUCGCUCAAAUAUCUGUCACUUGAGCAGGCCAUACAGGACAACGUGUAUUUCGCGAGAAACGUGAAGUUGGAUGUGGAUGUGGAUACGUCGCCGGAGGCCACGCCGUGGAUUCUCAUCGGGGCGAGCUAUGCAGGCGCUCUGACUGCGUUCCAGAAGGUUGCCGAGCCCGACGUAUUCUACAUCCACUACGGCUCUUCGGCGGUCAUCGAGACUCAGGUCGACUUCCACGAGUACUUCACGCCCAUCCGCCAGAACAUGCCCGCCAACUGCUCCGCGGACGUCCAGGCUGUCAUCGCUCACAUUGACGAGGUCUUCAAGGGCGACAACGAGACCGCACAGACAGAGAUCAAGGAAAUCUUCGGGUAUAACGCAUCGUAUAGCAACUACGAUGUGGCUGGAUCUCUCCGUAACAACAUCUGGGACUGGCAAUCGCUGCAGCCGUAUACGGCCUCGGAUGGCGGAGAGCUCGCGUUCUACGAUUUCUGCGACGCGUUGGAGGUGAAGGAUCGUAUGGCCAGUGGUCCAGAAGGCUGGGGUCUUGAGCAUGCUUUGAGGGCGUGGGGCGCUUAUUUCUCUGGCGCGACUGUGGCAAAGCUCUGCGCGGAUAUUGAUCUCAGCGAGUGCGUCAAGGGCACCUCUGCAUCACCCGAAGACGACCAUCCCGUAGAUGAUGCCGGGCGUUCUUGGACAUGGCAAACGUGCACGCAGUUUGGCUGGGGGCAGAUCGGCGCACCAGAGGAUGAACCUACGAUAGUCUCGCGCUUGACGACUGUUCAGACGGAUGUCAUCGACUACUGCGCUUACUACUUCCCGGAGAACUUCCCAGCGUAUGGGCUUCCGCGGACGAACGAGACGAACGCGCGAUACGGCGGCUGGUCGAUGCAGGGCGAGCGCAUGAUUUUCGUGAAUGGAAACAAUGAUACUUGGCGCGAGGCCUCGAUGUCUGCUCAGCAGACAGACAUCCCCGUUAGUACCGCCUCCCAGCCCAUUUUUCUGGAGAAUGGCUUUCAUGCGUCGGAUGUCAUUGCACGCGCGGCGAUUGAGCCCACCGUCGCGCAGACGCAGAAUCAAAUUCUCGAGAUUGUCGGCGGUUGGCUAGCGGAUUGGGAGGCGUACCAGGAACGGAGGCGCAGGAGGUCGGGGUGAAACAAUAGAGUGUGUCUGUUCAGUAAUGUCUUUCGAUCUUCACAGAAGUUUGAGUAAUUUACUUGCGCGACUUCGUACAUUGUCGGGCGGUCUUCGUAAAUCAUUUGGGAGUCGAAAUACAUUUGAGCGCCGAUUAAGUGCUAGCGCGCGCCCAGCUGUGCGACAACCUCUGCUCCAAGGUCCGCAUCUUGGUAACAUCUUUCGCUUUU
This is a messenger RNA of Schizophyllum commune H4-8, 1867 nucleotides long. RefSeq lists its product as uncharacterized. The record is from RefSeq and is a predicted model, not a curated record. Bases 57 to 1658 code for a protein of 533 amino acids. Gene Ontology annotation, molecular function: dipeptidyl-peptidase activity; serine-type exopeptidase activity. Gene Ontology annotation, biological process: proteolysis. Lineage: Eukaryota; Fungi; Basidiomycota; Agaricomycetes; Agaricales; Schizophyllaceae. The transcript is spliced from 12 exons.